Molecule: messenger RNA, 1024 nt
Organism: Chelonus insularis
Lineage: Eukaryota; Metazoa; Arthropoda; Insecta; Hymenoptera; Braconidae
Product: tumor necrosis factor receptor superfamily member 4-like
Exons: 2
Coding region: 205-729 (174 amino acids)
Molecular function (GO): protein binding
Source: RefSeq, a predicted model, not a curated record
GCUUGUUUCAUUCCUCACGCGACCGGCUUUCAAGUAACAUCGUUCUUUCGAAAUUUUUGAAAUCAACUAAUCGAUAUUUUUUGAUUAUUUAAGAAAUGAAUCAAGUACAUUAAUAAUACGUAUUUAUUAAUUGACAAAAUUAUUUUUAUCAAGUGAUUAUUCAGUGUUCAACCAAAAAGUAUACCAUUUCUGAAAAACCAAAAAAUGUGUAACCGAAUUUCCAUAAUAUUUUUUCUUAUUCUCGGAAUUGUUUUUUUAAGGAUCACAGAAGGAAGACCACGUAUUCGACAUCACAAAGGAGAUUCUAAAUGUAGCAGAUGUGGUCCAGGAUGGGGUGUGACGAAAAUUUGCACACCAUAUCACGACACUGAAUGCAACAAGUGUGAACAUGGCACUUACAGUCCCCAUCACAACCUCCAAUCAUGCUGGCUAUGCUCAAGAUGUGGUCCAGGACUCUAUGAAGCGCAUCCAUGUACUCCCAAGACUGAUACUGUUUGUGAUUCCUGCCAUCGUCAUGCUUUGGAUAACCUUGACUACCAGAAAAAAUGUAAAGGACACAAAAAUUUAUUCUUGGCUCCAGAAGAUGCAAGAAGUACAGGAGAAGAAAGUUCAUUAGUGAAUGAAGAAGAUGAGAAUAUUGAUGAAAAAGAACGAGAAGAAAUUCUGAGAGAUGAUAUUCGAGCUGAAUUACUAGAUGAAGAGAAAUUUAACGAAGAAUCAUCUUCAUAAAUAAAUUAAAAAGUAGCCAAUUGAAAAAUUAAUCCAUAAAUCUAUUGAUCAGAUAUUUAAUUAUCUAAAAUUGUGAAACUAGUCAGCGAAAAUAUGGAUGUUCUAAUAACAAUGUAUAUAUUUUAAUAAUUUAUUUCAUUAACUCGGUUUACAGACAUUAGGAUUAAUUAAAAGUGAAGCUCUCAUUAUUAAUUAGGUAUUAACCUCUUCACAUACUCUUAAUUAAAUUAAGCGUUAACUUAAUUAAAUUAAACUAUUUUCAACCGUGCUAUUAUCUAGCAAUAAUAUUAUUGAA